CCUUGGAGAUCAACGUACGUUUAUUGUAAGAAUCGUCUUUUCAAGAGGUGGACGACCCGUGUCAAGCAAAGACGAUGGAGAAAAACAGAUUUCAUCGACGAGAAAAACAAAACCUCAGAAGAAGAACACAAGCCACAUGAAAAGAAAAAGAAGAAGAAAAAAAAACCCCCGUAAGCAUGACAGGGUUUUCCACUGUUUGGGGUAGUUCACACUUUUUUUUUUCUUUUUUCUUUUUUUUUCUAAUCUGAAACCUUUCCACUUCCUACUGGUGACGCAAGCUACAAGCGAGACCAGACGCCUGGCAAAGAGAACGAGCCUUCUUAGUAACUUCUGACUAGUCCUGAAAAUGAGCAGAGGACUUGAGCGUCACCUCAGCGACAACUGGCGUGAUAAGGAGCCCGGCUGUCCGGAAAGCGGAGGGGCCCAGAUAACAAGGAAGCGCUGAGGGACCCUGAAGGGCACCACACUCACCAGCAAGAGCCAGUCCAACGCACCCAUCCCCUUCGGCCAACUUCAGGUUUUCCCAUUUUCCCCACAAGAAAAAUACUGUUGGUUUGAGAUCUUCAGGUCCAGGACAGCAGCAUGGGGCCAUCAGGUGGAACGGUUCUUCAGCUGAUUCUGCUUCCCAUUCUCCUCCAAGUCUACCUGUCUCCAAGUCUCCAAGCCAAUAAGUGUUCCGACACAUCAUCAAAUGAAAGUCUCAUCUGCGUCAAUGACUACAAUAACAACAUCACAUGUGUGUGGAAUAGCACAUGUCACUACACACCAUGCAGUCUGCACGCCUUCAGAAGACCGAAGAAAAGCAGAAGAGGGAGACUAUGGACAAGCGCAUUUCACAACACCUCCUGCGACCUGGAGCCCUUUGACUCCUUCAAACCUGACCUGAGAAGAUGCUCCCUGGUCUUCAGUCACAGCUACGUGUUUCAGACGACUACUAAACAGGAAAUUCAACUGACUUGUAAGUCUCUGAAUUACAGCUUGAGCUUGACGUACGAACCAGUAGGCCACAUAAAGCUUAAACCUCCUGGACGGCCUGAUAUCAAUUCCAGCACCAUCAGCUGGUUUCUGGAGGAUAAGGGCAGAAUCACACAGUACAGCUUUCAGGUUCAGUGGAAACAAGAAGCUCAAUCUUGGAAGGAUGCAUUUCAGAGGGACAAAGCCGAUAAACAAUGUAAUCCAGUCUGCGAAAUCGUGCUGGAUCCAAACUUCCUGGAACGGGGAAAGAGGUACAAGGUACGGAUUCGUGUCCAGCCUGACGAAAACUGGACCACAUCUAUCUGGAGUGACUGGAGCCCCACAGCAACAUGGGUAUCGGCUGUGGGGAAGGGACCUGAUAACCCUGGUACUUUUGGAUGGGAGCGUUUGCUGGGGUUUAUCAUAAGUGCAGCCGUUGUCCUGUUUCUCGCUGUCGUCCUCUGCAAUAGAGACAAAAAGAUCUGGGUUUGCACACUGAAGAGGUUCACGGGCCCCCCCCUACCAAACCCAGGAAAAUUACUACUUCAUGAUGGAAACUUGCAGGUCUGGCUGACCCCUCAGUUUACCAAUGACUCCUAUGUCCUGACACCAGUGGACAUAUGCUCAGUGGAGGUCACCAAUACUGUUGAGUCUAUAGUCGCUCAGGGCUCAGAGGCUGCACUGCCAGGAAAGAGAAACUGGGAUAGCUGCUCCCGGUCAACUAGCUCCAGUGUCUCUAACCCCAUCAGGCCUCCCUUCUGCCCUCCUCCCCUCUCCAUUUGCACUAAAGGAAAUCUGCAGCCCUGUGCGGCCGACUCACCCUACAGGUUCAUUGGCAGUCAAAGCGGAGGAGCAAAGGACAGAGCGGAAGAGCAUGAUGUUGAUAUGGAGAAUUUGAAAUUGCUUUCUUGCAUUGGAAUGAGAGAAGAGUCGGUGCAAGAAUCAUGGGAUGGUGAUCGGGAUGAGAAGCUCCAGCCCCAGCAGUGUGAGCUCCAGAGCCAUGACUCGGGCAUGGGCUGCUCAGAGGUGGAGCAGGUCAGCGAAGCGAGCAUGGAGGAAAUGGAUGAGACAAAUUCACCCAAUGGCCACAGCAAGCAGCUGCAAGAACAGGAUGGAAAAAAGGAGAAGGGAAAAGAAACAGAGAUUAGUCAAAUAUUUGGUGGCAUUUUCAGCCAAGGGUCUAUUCAGGUUUGCUCGGAUUAUGAGCAAAUUGAGAAAAUGCGGGCCCCAUACCCGGUGCUCCAGAGCGCAGAUUCCGGCAUUUCCAAUCAGUGUAAGGAGCAGAAGCUUAAACUUCCCUUGUCCUGA
Molecule: messenger RNA, 2262 nt
Organism: Lampris incognitus (smalleye Pacific opah)
Lineage: Eukaryota; Metazoa; Chordata; Actinopteri; Lampriformes; Lampridae
Exons: 11
Coding region: 583-2262 (559 amino acids)
Biological process (GO): immunoglobulin mediated immune response; cytokine-mediated signaling pathway
Cellular component (GO): membrane; external side of plasma membrane
Molecular function (GO): protein binding; cytokine receptor activity
Source: RefSeq, a predicted model, not a curated record